AUGCUGUUAGCCCUGGAAAGAUACGAGUUAAGAAUUGUCUACAAGCCUGGCAAAGAGUUGUUCAUUGCUGAUGCUCUAAGCAGAAAUUACCUAGAAGAGACGAAAGAAACACUGGUGCAAGAACUCGAAGUAAACGAAGUCUACCUUACAGCCCACUUACCAAUAUCAGCUGAAAAGUACCAAGAAGUCCAGAAAGCCACUGCUGAUGAUGUUGUAAUGCAAGCAGGUCAAGAUACAGUUCUCAAGGGAUGGCCAAAAAAACAAAGCUAAUGCACAAUCAGAGAUCAAGCCGUAUUUGACAUGUAAUUGCCUGCAUUGAUGGCCUCCUCUUCAAGGGAAACAAUUUAAUUUUCCGAAGUCCCUUCGUCCACUGAUGCUAGACAUCAUACAUGAAUCACAUCAAGGGAUCGUGAAAUGCAAACAACGUGCAAGAGACCUCUUCUACUGGCCGGGAAUGACAAGUCAAAACGAGUAUAAAGUGUCAAAUCGAGGAUGAAAUGCAAACAACCCAACGUCCAAGAGACCUCUUCUACUGGCCGGGAAUGACAAGCCAAAUCAAGGAUAAAGUGUCCAAGUGUCAAGUUUGUUGUGAAUACUAGAAAGCCCAAGCAAGGGAGCCCAUUAUAACUAACAAGAUCCCUAACCGCCCCAGGGCGAAAAGUGGUGUGGAUUUAUUUGAACAUAACAAGACACAUUACCUAUUAAGUGUUGACUACUACUCCAAGUGGAUCGAAUUUGCCAGACUGGAUAACCAAAGCAGCAAAAACACCAGCACUUCCCUCCAAAGUCAGUUAUCCAGAUAUGGAAAACCAGAUCAGUUAUUGAGUGAUAAUGGUCCCCGAUUCAUAAGCGCAGAAUCCGCAGAGUUUUCUAGAAAUAUGGGUUCACGCACAUCACAUUAAGUCCUCAUUACCCGCAAGCAAACGGGGAGGCAGAGGGAGCCGUACAGACCGUGCAGUGUUUUCUCACUCAAAUGGUCGCAGACUGAAGACCAGUCUCCCAACACCAGCGUCACUUCUAAAAUCUCGAGCAUCCGAUGACGUUCAGCGAAUUCUGAAGAAACAGAAGGAGAAACAAAUGCAAUACUAUGACAAGCGCACAAGAAAAGAAUUACAACCAAUUCAACCAGGAGAGACAGUACAAAUGAAACAUGGAGAGAAAUGGGUUAAGGCCAAAGUUCUACACAAGCACCAGUCACCGAGAUCAUAUGUCAUUGAAAAUGAACAAAGACAAAGGUAUCGAAGAAACUGCCAUCACCUGCGUUCCAGUUAACUAUCAGAGAAUGACCAGAGGUGUGAUGUUAAAUAUUCCAACACCGAAGAGCCGAGUGUGAGCCGUGACAAAGCAAGAGCCACAGCCAAGAAUGCAGUAGGACAGUCCAGCCACGAUAUCAUCGACUCGCAGCACAAUCUUGUGAUAACAAGAUCUGGACGUGCAAGUAAACCACCUGAGUCUUUGAUAACCGGUAACUAUGCCUUUAAAAUAUCAUAACUAGUGACAGGUAAUAAUUUGCGAACAGUUGAAAACAAAAAACCGAAUAGCUAUAAUUGCAGUUGAUAUUAAGGUCGUUGAUUAAUAUUGGCAAGUUUUUUAUAAAAAAAGGGAGAUGUAAUCUAUGCAGAUGCUGCAAAGCAUCUUGGGAGUAAAUAUUUAUUGUCUUGAUUGCAUAACAUGGCGUGUGAUCCAGAAGACAUAACACAGACAUGUGGGUAUUUGGUAGCCCGCUUCAAGGAAGACCGGGUGUUUUGUACUUUUCGCGUUCGCACACGAACGCAUCAUUCUGGUUGGCAUUUUGUUGUUGGAUUCUAUAAUUAUAUCAGUGAUUCGCCACAAAGUCUCUCGAUAAGCUUAAUAUUGGAUCUGAACACUUUUUUCGACUAACAAUGGCAAGAACAGACCGUUUAUUGUUUACUUGAAGGAAGAAAGGUUUUUGCAUGCCGUUAUUCCAACGGGAGAUUGCUUGUCGUGAAGUAUUAGAAUAGCAACAUUACCACUGGGGUAAACUACAUAUGGAAUAAACCUUUUAAUACUUGAGUUUCGUUAAUUUCAAGCAGAUUUGAUACGUUUAUAUGUUCCUCAAGAUGCGCUAUUCGCCGCGGUGAAGAUUUAGAGCCAGUUGCAUGUAAGCCUAUUCGAAACACCUUGCGAUUUGCAGGGCUUCUCUGAGAGGGCGAAACAAGAAGACGGUAAUUGUCGCUUGAAACGAUCUGGGCUCACUUUUGUCGAGUUCUUUGCCAAAUUAAAUAACUGAAAUAUAAUCCGUACAUUCCCCCCACAAGAAUUAGACACACGAUCUCAUGAUAAUUGAGACAAUUUAUUUAUACCAAUGGCGAGAGAAGAACACAGUAAUUCUAAUGUGCAUGGUCGCACGACCUCCCUCACGAUUUGAAGUUUGAGACUGGUUUUCUCUCCUGCAAUGAUUUGAAGCUGACUGGUUUGCUGGCUUUUUUGCAGUUAAACGCAGCCAUUUACACACUGUUUCUAUUCUGAAUACGCAGAGAAAAUCCCUGAACAUGUUAAUGGAGUUUGUUUACUAUUUGGGUUGCUGUCAUUGGUUCUUUUUUGACAAUUGGCGCGCGAAUGGGGCGUGUUAUGAAAUGCGGCGUAUUACAAAACAACCGGCGGUCUUCCUUGCAGACCCACUAUUCUUCCCUCGGUUUUGGCAAUCGCGGUCCGUGCGAUAUGACUGGUUUUCAGCGACCAUUACGCGAGUUUGUAAAAUAUCUCCUCGCAAUAUUUUUGCCGUUUUGCACAAAAACUUAGAAAUUAAAACAAUGAUCGUGCAUUCGUGCUGCCAUGGCUAACGUGACGCGAGCAACGCGCGAGCCUGCGUUCAUUGGUAGCGAGAUUUAGAAUAUUUCAUGCUAAAAAAAAUGUUUGGGAAAGUAAAAGCGAGGGGUUGAUGCAUACAUGUUUUUCUAGUUGUAUCUGUGAUGUGUUAUGUUGUGGUUGUGUGGUAUGGCGUGGCAUAGUUAAUGAUGUGGUAUGUUAUGGUGUGGCAAAGUAUGAAGUCGUAUGGUUUGGUGUGGUAUAGGAUAGUGUCAAAUUGUGCGCUUUAUAAUAUUUUAACUCUUUCAGAUAUUGACGAAUGCUCUGAAGGGAACUUCAGUGGUUGUCCAGGUGCAUCUUGUAUCAACGCUCAAGGCUCAUACAACUGUCAAUGCAAAAACGGAUACGCUUGGGAUGGAAAACAGGAAUGUUUAGGUAUGAAGUCUCCAAAAGAACUAUGUUUUUAA
Paramuricea clavata is the source of this 3236-nucleotide messenger RNA. The record is from the annotation of a GenBank genome assembly. Lineage: Eukaryota; Metazoa; Cnidaria; Anthozoa; Malacalcyonacea; Plexauridae.